AUGGAAAUUACCUCUAGAAAAUGUAACUGUGCCACCAUGCUGCCCUGGAGGAUGGCCAUUAUUGGUCUCCUCUACUGCUGCAUCAGAUUAGGUGUUGCACGAUGUCGGACUAAAGCCCUAUUUCCAGCUGCAAGCAGAGUAAAAAGAGGGGUGGCAAGUGCGGUUAACCCCACCUUCCACAGCACCUUUGAUGAUGUUAAUCUAUUAUUUGAGAUUUUGCUGACUGGGAUACACUUUGACAACAGUGGAGAGUUCUUCGUACAAGAUGCUGAGCUGGCUUCCCUCCGCAAGACAAGAAACCUGAAAGUCAUCUGCGAGGAGAUCAUUCCCAGGAAGCUAACAGGCGUCUUCAGGCUCAUCUCAGGCCUUUCAAAACACACUGGCCAUCUGCAUCAGGACGAUUUUGAGCGCACCCUGCUGACCUUAGUGUACACUGUCCAGGGGAUGGUCAACUCCACUACUGAACAACAGCGAGACAUGUGGACUGAGUCUUUUGUUAGUUUGUACAGAGCCAUCAAGCAGGAUCUGACAGGGACAAACUAAACAGAUAUUGGUGUUGCUGUUGGCUCCAUGCACGAUAGAAAAAUAUCCAUUGAGAUCAGUGAGUAAUCCUGGUUUGUGCAUUGAGGAAAUAUUGUAUCUUUAAUGCUGGCAUGCUGUAAGGAGCCCCGAGACACAGGAAAAGUGCAUGGACUGAUAAUGACACAAUUAUUCAAAUAUUUACUGUCCAAGCAAAAUUAAGUUAAACAUGAGGUACUGUACACACAUGAAUCUUUUCAGACUCGGUUCACGAGCAAACGGUUGUUUACAAGACUUGUAAGACCAAAGAUAUCUAAUAAAACAUCAAGUAAAGGAAUUAUUGUUUACA
This is a messenger RNA of Plectropomus leopardus (leopard coralgrouper), 868 nucleotides long. RefSeq names its product protein FAM180A-like. Lineage: Eukaryota; Metazoa; Chordata; Actinopteri; Perciformes; Serranidae. The record is from RefSeq and is a predicted model, not a curated record.